AUGGGCCUUCAUCUGCUGUGGCUGUCCAGCACCCAGGGAUGUUUCAAGGCACAGUCCCCCAACAAGCAUCAACAGAGACCCCAGUGCCCUUGGGAGCCUAAGCGACCCAAUGAGAUACCUCCUAAAGCUGUGAAAGGGUAUACUGAAAACAUGGAAGCUAUGCUUGGAUCUUCCCAUUCAGCCACUGUGGAGCCAAAUGAAAAAUAUGAGGAAGAAAAUGAGCAACAGCAGCAAGAGACGGGGAUAUACCUAGACCCAGGAAUCCUGCACUACACGGACAAGCUGUGUUCGCAGGAAGAAUUUAUUACAAAGGUGGAAACAGUUAUUUAUCCACAAUUCCUGGAAAUAUUACUAUCACCAGAAUCACAGGUAGAUCCCAUGUCCUUAAGGCAGGAGCUGGAGCAAGAGGAAGGACUCACUCCCACCCAGCUGGUAGACAAGCAACUUCUGGAAUUGAAAGGAAAAGUGGGUGUGGAGGCACACCCAACUUAAAGUGAACAACCCACGGAGUCACUUUGUACAGAGUCUGAGAUCAGUGAAGGCACAGGGAGCACAGAUAUCCAUGGCCUCCAACUA
Molecule: messenger RNA, 576 nt
Organism: Trichechus manatus latirostris (Florida manatee)
Lineage: Eukaryota; Metazoa; Chordata; Mammalia; Sirenia; Trichechidae
Product: NUT family member 2D-like
Exons: 4
Coding region: 1-492 (163 amino acids)
Source: RefSeq, a predicted model, not a curated record